GACUACUGUGAGUGUAGUCGUUCAAGAAUUGUGUCACGUGAUCUAUCGGUAGCAGAAGCAAGAUGGCAGCCACCAUUCACUAUGGAAGCGAAAGGACCGAGGCAAACCUUGCGGCUAUUAAAAGCGAUAUGCUGACACUGGAUAAAUUUGAAAAUGAGCAAUUUUCACAGUUAGUUCAAAUGAUGUUCGCCUUUCUUCUGGACCCUAAUAAGUCCUCCCAGCUCUUCACACAACUGGAAACAUUUGCAGAAGAAAAUGGAGCCAAUUUUACUGCUUUGAAGUCUGUCUUUAAGAGUCUUAUCACGAUUCCAAAUGAUGCUUUAAGAAGGGGCGUGGCACCAGCCACCUUUCAGGAAGAACUAAUCAGUUUUGGAUUGUCACAAGAGAAAGCUGAAUACUUUACAGAACAGUGGAAGAAGAAUAUGGCCAGUCUAUCUGCUACAGCCCUUGGUCAAACAUUGAUGGUUAAUCAAUUAGUGGACAUGGAUUGGAAAUUUGGAGUGACCUUAUCCAGCAGUGAGCUCAGCAAAGUCGGCAACACCUUUAUACAGUUGAAACUUGUCGUCAGUAAUGGCAAAGGAGAAUUAAACACAAUAUACAUGGAGCUCAGUCUUCAGCAAUUCUAUUCAUUCCUUCACGAGAUGGAACGAGCGAAAGCCAGCCUGGAAAUGUUGAGUUAGCUCAGGCCACUCCUCAAUAUGACCACCACCACUGCUGCUGAUUUAGCAUUGCUGUCACCAACACUAACACUGCCACCACAACCUACACCACCACCAAUGGCAGGAAACAUUGCUAUACAAAAUGGUACCGCUUCACUGUUAAUCUGCCUCUGCUGUUACCGUGGUUACAUCGUGUAGAAAACUGCAAUGUUCAUAUGUAUACAUCCUACUCACAUCUAGCAAAGGUCCCAAUUUGUCCCAGGACACGGCGGUGGGUGUGGUUGUGGUGGCGAUGGUGGUGGUGCACCAGAUAGCCAAAGAUUGGUACUGAUUCUGUUAAGGGGUUUGUAAAUGAAUGCUGCUAACGAUGGACCUAAUCGUAUGUAAAUGUUGGAGGACGAACAGACAAGCCUUAACAAAUAACCUGGACGACACGAUUUUGAAUAUAUAUAUUUAUAGUAUGAUUUAUAUAUGAAUGUAUAUAUAUACACACAGAUAUAUAUAUAGAUAUAAAUAAAUAUAUAUAUGUAUGUAUGUUUGUAUGUAUAUAUAUAUGAUUA
This is a messenger RNA of Octopus sinensis (East Asian common octopus), 1219 nucleotides long. Its product is annotated as COMM domain-containing protein 7. Lineage: Eukaryota; Metazoa; Mollusca; Cephalopoda; Octopoda; Octopodidae. The transcript has 9 exons. Gene Ontology annotation, biological process: negative regulation of DNA-templated transcription; tumor necrosis factor-mediated signaling pathway. The record is from RefSeq and is a predicted model, not a curated record. Gene Ontology annotation, molecular function: NF-kappaB binding. The coding region runs from base 63 to 680 and encodes 205 amino acids.